GCCCGCGCCUCCGUGGCUCUUUUUGCAGCUGUCAUCUUCUACCUCCUCCUUGCUCUGUCCUGGCUGCAAAGGUGUGUUCCACCGCAACUAGCCUGCCUCCCCGCCGUUUCCAUCCAGUUUUUCUCGAUGUUCCUCUCCGCCAUCGCCUUUAUCAAACAAAGUAGUCGUUGCUCUGGAAACAAAAACUCAGUUCUUGUCACACAGGCGAAGAAAAAAUCGAAUGGUGGUCGCCUGUCGAGUCCUCAGCCCUCGGGGCAGCUGCGGGAACAGUCGCGUUGGCAGCCUGAUUCUUCCAGCUUUGUUUGGAGCCCAGCCGUUCAGCUGGAUGACUGCCUGGCCUCCUUCUUUGCGGAGGACGAACUAAGCGGCGAGAAUCAGUACUUCUGUUCGCGGUGUGCAAAGAAACAGAAUGACAAUAUUGAACCGCUGCGGAUGCAGGUAGACUCCCUGCUCUCGGAUCUUUCGCUUUCACCUUCGAUGGGGAAUCCUGUGUGGAUCGACCGUCGAUGGGUAGCUCGUUUCACUAACUUCUCUGACCCCGGGCCGGUCAACAAUGAGGACUUCCUGUGCAGCCACGGUUACUUUAAGCCCUUGUUGUGGGAACACAGAGAUGAACUUGUCUUCCAGAUUCCAAUGAAAGUCUGGAAUCUUUUAAUUGAACGAUUCGGGGGAGGACCGAUGGUACGGACGCUGGAAAUGUGCGCAGCUUGCGCGUCCACACUUCAAGCUCUCGAUGAGCGUAGGCAGUACGAGAGGGCUGAAUAUAUACGGAUUCAGAAACUUCCCUGCACGUCCAAGUGUGUUAUCAGUUCAAAGUGGUUCCGUUCUUGGAUCAACUUUGUGGAGGGUCAUCAAAUCAAUCCUCCUGGCCCAAUUACCAACUUGGAUGUCCUGGAGCCUGUGCCGUCCUCGGACUCAAAAUCUCCUCCUGUCUACCAAUUUCGCCGGGGCUCUGCUUGGGAACUCAUUCCUAUAGGAUGUUGGGAUCUCUUGGCUAAGAGCUAUGGUGGCGGACCGGCCUAUAUAGGGCCCCAGAUCUCCUCAUCUCCGUCGACUGGAACCGUGGAGGAUGAUGAAGGAGAUGAGGAGGAUGAUGAUGAUAGGGGAGCUUGGCAUCAAACUCGUCCGGGAGAGGAUGGUGUCUUCUUGCUUGGAGCAAACCAGUCAAGCACUGAACAACCGGAACCUAUGGACAUCAGCACACCCUCGUCCUUGUCUAAUGGCGAGGAAGAGAUGGAGGACAGCCAGUUAUCCAGUUUCCUCUUUUCCAAAGAUGAAAUAACUGCGGAAGCCACCGCCACCAGCCCUCUCUUAUCCUCAUCAUCCGGAUACUCGUCGGAAAUCCUCUCAAACCCUGUGAUCACCCUUACUGAUUGUGGCGAAGCUUGCCACGUUCUAUCAAAAGUGGUCGCAAAUUUGUUUGAUUGA
Messenger RNA from Dibothriocephalus latus, 1428 nucleotides. The record is from the annotation of a GenBank genome assembly. Lineage: Eukaryota; Metazoa; Platyhelminthes; Cestoda; Diphyllobothriidea; Diphyllobothriidae.